AACUAAUCUCUCCAGCUCAACUGCAAAAAUUGAUCUGAUUUUGGAUGUGAGGCUGAACUUAUAGUUUUCUGAAUGUGUAAGAGAUGCACGCAAUAAAGAUCUAGUUUUCUGUAGGAAAUGUGAGUUGUACGUUCUGCGAGUUCUGUUGAAUUAAUUUAUGGACAACGGGAGGUCAUUGGGGUCGGCCGGUGAGUUGUUCCCCUUGAAAGUAAAAAAAAAAAAAAAGUAUGGCCGAUUGAAAACAAGGCUCGGGUCAAGAAUGACCGUUCCAAGCAACUAUUCCGUUGCAUCUUAAUCGCAGCCUGUUUCUGCCUACCACAUAAAAUGUUUUCGCUCAUCCAGAGACGAGAGUAUGGUCUACAAUCGCCAUCCACUGUUUUUGAUGCUGCUAAAGCAAGUAAAUUUAUGGUUCAGCGUCUGAAAAUUGCUCGUCGGCUGGAUGUCCAUCGUGGCUGUGUGAACACAAUUUGCUGGAAUGAAAGUGGUCACACCAUCUUGUCAGGCUCAGAUGACCAACACUUAGCGAUUGUAAACCCUUUCACUGGCAAGACACUUGCUCAUAUUCGGUCUGGACAUCACUCCAACAUUUUUAGUGCAAAAUUCCUGCCAAACUCUCAGGAUCGGGAGAUAGUCUCUUGCUCAGGAGCAGGCAGCAUCUUUUACACAGAUGUUGAACGUGAAGACACCUAUGGGAAAUGUUGCUUUGACUGUCACUUGGGAACUGCCUACGAGAUUGUUGUUGUACCAAAUGAGGCAGCCACAUUUUUGUCUUGUGGAGAGGAUGGCACAGUACGAUGGUUUGAUAUGCGCAUAAAGACCAGCUGCACCAAAGCCAGAUGCAAAGAUGAUGUACUGAUCAACUGUCGUCACGCAGUCACAUCUCUUGCCGUGGAUCCCAUCUUGCCUUAUCAGCUUGCCACAGCAUGUGCUGAUGGCUCUGUGCGGGUCUUUGAUCGUCGUAUGUUGGGCACAAGGUCUUCCGGCACCUAUACCAGCCGAGCUGCCAAGGGGAUGUUGUGCCGCUUUCUGGCUCCACUGGAACACAAAGCUUAUCGCAUUACUUCCCUUAACUACAGCCCCCAUGGUCAUGAUGUAUUGGUCAGCUAUUCUGCUGAAAACGUGUAUUUGUUCAACACUCAGAAUGAAAGGGGGAAGACUUUUCAUAAAUCUGAAGCCGAUGCAUGGGCAACCAAACCUGCAGCUGGAUCAGAAACAGCAGCAGAAAGAGCUUCAGACCUGGUUCCCCAGCCACCCACUAAACGCUUGCGUUUGCGGGGUGAUUGGUCGGACACGGGGCCAAAUGCACGCCCAGAGCGUGAACGAACAGAAGACACCGGUCAGCCUCAGAUGAAUCUCAUGCAGAGAAUGUCAGACAUGUUGACCCGUUGGUUGGAUGGCAGCCUGCGACGCCGAGAUGAUGACCAGCAUGAAGAUGCUUCUCUGGCUGUUGAUGAAGGAAGCAACUCUGGAAGCAGCGACAUAGGGGCAGAUGACCCUCGCUUAGAAGACAUAGAAAAUCCCCCUGCUGCUGCUGCUGCUGCUACAGCGGGCAGAUCUGAUGGAGACAGUUCCUCAGGUUUAGGUUGUUUGCAGAGCCAGAAUGUCCUACUGGAGCCAACACAUGAUGGAGAAAAUGCUGAGCAGGGUAGUUGUGUCCCUGCCAACAAAUACUGUGGCCUUCAAGAAGAUGAGAGGGGAGCAACGACCAUGUCAAGUGUUGAUGACUCUGAUAAUCAACUGAACAGUUGUUCAGAAGGGCUUCUACAGGAUAGUUCUAUACAAACCUGCAACCCAGUGUUGUCUGAGGGGGCUAGCAGGGACCUUAAAGAUGAAAGCAUUGGUAAUAAUGUGCAUAAAAAUGAUGACUUGUGGAGAGAUACAACCAAAGGAGGAUGUUGUAUGUCUUAUCAUUCUCACCAGAAAGAGUGUAGUGGGGAAGAAACAUCUUGUCCAUCUUCCUUUCCUGGGGUGCCUUGUGUCAGAGCAAAUGACCUCCCAUUCUUCUCACAUGGUAGUCAGGGUGAAAUCCAGAAAACUCAAGCUGAAGGUUUGUGUGAACAGACAGCUCAAACUCAAACUAUUUAUGGUCAAGCAUCAGCAGAAGGUACCAAAGGUGCCAGUUCCUGCUUGAGAUCUGAUAAUGUAGAUGGUAAUACUUCUGCUUUAGACUUUAUGCUUAGGAACGCAAGGGGUGAAUGUGGCGAGAACAAACAAGAGAUGAGUGAACGCAUGGAGACUGUAGCAGUGAAAAGCAAAGAUGUCAGUGGAAGAAGUGAUGGUGGUUCUUUUACCCAUCCACAGCAACAACAGCAACAGUCUGUUCACAGUAGCUGUGGUGUUGGUGUUAGUCAUAGCAAUACAGUAAGUCCUGAUGGAAAUCUGUUUGCUGUCACCCCCAGCCAGGGAAGCAUGGUGGCAGCUACUCGUUUGGAGCCUGUCAUCAGUCUGCAUUACUCCCAUGAAGGAACAACAGCCAGUACCAUCAGGGUUGGCUAUGCAAGUUUUGAUGUCAACAAUCCACCCCUAGCAAACUUGUCAGGAACACAUGUUUGCAAUCCACUGUCUUCAAGCACAGGGGCAAAGGCUUCCAGAGAUGGGAUCCAGUGUAUGGCGACAGCAGGGACCGAACAGCCUGGCCCCAGUCAACAAAACGACGUUGGGAUGCUGGCCGAUAUGCCAGUUCCAAAUAGCUCUAUGCAUUGCACCCCAGAACUUGUUAACAGGGAUCGUCCAGAGAACAGAGACCUUGCAGGUCUUUCGCUGUCUUCCAGACCUGCAUCUUUGACAAGUGUUCAAGUAGAGGAGGUUAUGGUAGCUGAUACAGAAAGAAAGAAUGAAGAAGAAAGCUGGGACAGAGUGAAUGCAGAUUUUCAACCAGACCUCAUCCACAGCUUGCCAGCAAUGCCUGAAACAGAGGUGCAGCCUAGUUCAUUUGUACCACAGUGCCACAUCACAAUCCACUCUCCAGUUUCUGAGCCAGAGACUGAUAUGGUGAGAGAAGAGAGCACCAGAGAAAGCAGGGAAGACAGCGAAUGCACUGCAAGGGGUGUCAGUCAGGUGGCAGAGAACGCUGUUACUGAUACCAUGCCUGGAUCAGUUGCUUGCUUUGCUUGUCACAGCUAUUCUUGUGACAAGCAUGAUGUUGGCAGUACUAUCAGGGAACAGUCUGCUCCAACUUCUGACUCACAAGCACAGCCAUGUACAAGCCAUCCUCAGGCUUCAGGGAUCAGUGGACUCGGAGUCAGCACCUCCAGACAGAGACGAGCAGGCCAUAGUGGACCCCCUACCGGCAACUUCCAGCUGUCACUUUCGGAUGAAGAAAUAGAAGAAGACAGCAAUGAUGAAGACGAGGGCAGCAGACCAAGAGACCCAUCACAUCAGUUUGCUGGCUGGAGCUCUGGAGCUGCAGCAGAGAAUGAGAGGCAUUUAGCAGCAAUGCGGAUGCAGAGUGCCUAUAGGAAACAGCGAGAGCUGCGAGAAGAAAGAGAUAUGGCAGCAGUCUUUCAGCCUUUUGCCACACGCAUGUUCAAAGGUCAUCGUAAUGGGCGAACAAUGAUCAAAGAGGCCAAUUUCUGGGGUAGCUCAGUGGUAAUGAGUGGAUCUGAUUGUGGGCGCAUCUUUUUCUGGGACAUGGAUUCUACAGAACUUCUUAUGCUGCUAGAAGCUGAUCGACAUGUUGUGAACUGUCUUCAGCCUCACCCAUUCGAUCCUGUUUUGGCAUCCAGUGGCAUUGACUACGAUGUGAAGAUCUGGUCGCCAUUAGAGGAACAUCCUUCCUUUGACAUAGAAAUGGCAGAAGAAGUGAUGCGACGUAACCAUAUUAUGCUGGAAGAAACCAGGGACACCAUCACUGUGCCUGCAGCCUUUAUGCUUCGAGUCUUGGCCUCUCUAAACCAGAUCCGAGCAGCAGGUCGUGCAGGAGCAGGACGGCAAGGGGUACUGCAGGAGGACAGCGAAUGAGGAAAGUCAAGGUCUUGCACUAAUCACCAUCUGCCUUGAUGUAGGAUUUGUUGUGUUGUUGCCAUUAUUAUAGGUCUUUCACUGUGUGUUGACAAGUAUUACCUGUAAAGAACCACUGGGAUUUUUGUGAGUUCUUGUGUACAGGCCAGCUUAGCUUGCUCUCACACCUUUUUGAUCAAUGAUUAGUGACUGCAUGUUCUGUAUUCUUUGUUGACUGAUGUCCUUUGUGUGGAUUACUGGACAUCUGUUUGCUUGGUUUUGUUUUUUUUAAGUCAGAUAUGCCGUCUAUGCUAUGACUUCACUUGAAUAACUUUGAACUACUUUGAUUGGUGUUUUGACUGUAUCCUUGUUUUAAUAAUGAAAAUAUGUUACCAAAAUCUUCAUUCAUUGCUUGAUUGGUACUGAUCAAUGGAAGAAGCACAUUGAUAAAAUGUAGCAACUGACAAGGCCUACCACUCAUGCCUAUCAUGGGUGAUAGAGAGCAGGAUGACCAGUCCACUUCUUCACGUAUUUAAGCCACAUUGACCACCCUCCAGGCUACUUUGAAGGACAGUGUUUGACAUUGUGUCAUGCCGGAUCACGUGGUGAAACUAGACCAGCUUAGAUUGCUUGGCUGUUGCAGGUAGGGGUUCCUGGUGUCUGAAUUUGGCAACUGUACUUCAUACAGUCAUUGGUUUUAUGUUCUCUGUACAAGAUCUGAAUCAACUUCCUCAGGCACUUGUUCUCGAAUGCCUGGAUUCUCCUCUCUGUAUCAGCAAGCAGAAUCCACAUUUACAUCCAUAAAGCAGGAUAGGUAUAACAGGGGACUUGUACAGAUUAUACUUCAUAGUAAACCUCUUUUUGCUGCGCCAGAUCCUGUCCAGCCUAGCCAUUUCUGCUGUUGCUGUCACCAAACUCUUAAAAGAUCAUUGAAGUAGGAAUACAAAUGUAGGCAUAUAGAACUGAAAGUUGUAUUUGUUGUCAUAAAAGUUAUUGUAUUUUUAUAAUUGUACGUUUUUUAAAAUUUGGUAUUUACUCAUACAGCCUGUAUUGAAUAACAUUACACAUUUCAUUCUGGUGAUCCUUUGUAUUGUGCCAGUGGGUAAACUGCAUAACUUGAAUUAUCUAAAAAGCUUAUUUGUCAGUAAGUUCAUUUUUAUUCAUUAUAUUUGCAUCUUGUUUACAUGCUUUUUUGAUUGGUGCUGCACUUCUUGUGCAUAAGGUGCAUUUUCAAUAAACUGAUGCAGGACCUGACAGUACCCAUCGUUUGUCUAGUUUGUAAUUUUGACGAUCUGACAAAAAUCUGGUACUGUUACUGUUUACUUCAGCAAAACAUCAGCAGCAAUGUAUGAAUAUAUUUUACUGUUCCCAUUUGUUUCAUGCAAUGAUGACUGCAUAACACACGAUUAGAAGUGUGUUAGUGUGCAGCAAGUGUUUGCAAGGAAUGCAGUGCCAUAAGCUAAAAUCUGCCUGCAUGUGGAGGGGUAAAGCAAUCCAGUGUGCAGACAGAUGUCCAGUAAUGUUCCUUGUGCUUAUUUGUGACUGUAUUGCUGUGGACCUCCAUUGUAUUUUUUGAUUGUGUCGUCUGUGACUACAGGGCCUCUGGUGGUGUUACUGAUGUACAUUGAAACACUGCCAUUGCAUAGAAAAUGGACUAUUAUUUUGAGGGCCUUUUUGCCAGUUUAGGAUGAAAGGGUGACAGUUGUAAUUGGUUUAAUACUAGUCACAAACAUGGGUGAUGUCCUACAAAUCAUAUCCAGUAUAUUGAAGCAAAAGAGCAGAGCAGGAAAACGAGAGAGUGAAAGAAAAAAUGCUGUCAGCAUUUGAAGAGAAAUGAAGAGAAGUCUGUAUUAUUGUUUAUUUGAUGUGACCUUGAAGUGUUGUUUAAAGAAAAGGAUCAUUAUGUUUUGUUGUAGAUGGGAUAAGUAAACAGAUCGCAAUAUUUGUUUUAGAUAUAUGAUUUCCAAAUAGAGGGCUUUAAUAGGAUUUGAAGGGCAAUCAUAACAUUUUCUAUGUCUAUAAGCAGAAGUUAUUAUAUAAGACACUUUGUUCAUUUGUUGUGAACAGACUCAAGCAUCCCAAGUUAUGGCCUAUACACGGUGACAGAUUGUUAUGUGGACAAUAGUAUACCAAAUUUCUAACACAGAAGUGCCAGCAGACCUAUGUAAGAUUUUACCUAUGAAGGUUGUGAUGAUUGCUUUAGUGGAUGCUUUGCCAUUGACUGCUAUGAACAUGAAAGAUGUGGAGUAAUUACCUGUGGGUCUUUCUUUGGAAAGUGAAUGUUACUUUUUCUGUUUAAGGCUUGAUAUGAUGACAUCCAUUUAAAGAAGUGCUUGCUCAUUUUGUCCUUUUGCUAAACUGUUUGAAAUUUGGGAAACACUUUAAAAUGAAUGAUUUCUGGAUAUUGGUGCUUGGACCUAUGCAUGAGAAGAAUCAGAAUCAUGGCUAAAGGACAAAUAUAUUAAAUAAAGCAUUCUUUAGUAUAGACAGUUGAGUCUGUCAACGGAAUUAAGCUGUACCAAUGCAGAUUUUGACAGAAGUGUGGCAUUAGCUACUUGUUCACCAGUUUUUUGGUCAGAGGCAUUCUCAUUUAAGACCAGAAGCCUGAUGAAUAAUUUUAUUUUUAAUGAUUUAAAUCUUCACAAAACUUUUAUCAUACAGAUUUCAUAUGACUGUCAGUCUUCAGAUUUUUUUAAAAUUUUGACUGUCAGAACUUUAGCUUUGCAAACAUGUCUUUGUUUUAUGCACAAGGCUAGUGGUUGCCAUCAUUACAUUGACCACCUGUGUUCAUUACACUUAACUCACUAUGCUAGGCCCCAGUUAACUAAAUGAUCCCAAUGCAUUCUGCUCUGAAAUAUGGAACUGAUAUCAAUAUUGCAAAGAGCAAAGGAGCCCUACGAUCAGGUCUCGCCAUUGUUAGCUGAUGAAAGUAGUUUAAUCAUCCCAUGGUGCUUGCACCACAUCCUUCAAACUUGUACAGAGCAUCACGAUGUGUGGUCUGCUUAAAAGAAAAGUGUAAUUAUUUUGUCUGGAGUUCUGUGCCUUUGUUACAUUUUGUAUUUAGAGACAUUUGGCUGACAAGAACGGCAGGCAAUUUUUCGUAGUAGUAAUGGAGUGGUUUUUUUUCUGGGGAGACUACGGUUGACAACAUUUCGGGGGAAAAACAACACUGCAUGUGAUGGAAGGUGUGUCAUAAUCUAUUUUUAUGUGGAUAAAGAAUGAAUGUUUGGACUGUGUUACAGUGACGAGUAUCUGUAUUUUAGAAAACUGAAUAAUUUUCAUCUUAGUAAUCAUACCUUUUUGUGAACAGUAUUUGUUUGAUAGUUAAUUUGGUGUACCUUUAGGGGCACAAUGGUGUGGAGUUUUAUGAUGGCUGAUGUCCAUGUUGUUAGCUUCUAGACAGAGUGUUGAACUUAUAGUUCGUCAUCCAUAACUUGAAGAUAUUGAAGUUCUUUUUUCUGUAGAACGUGGAGGGACACUGACAAUGUAUGGACUCAAGAGCAUUUUGAGGGGAGGGGGAAGAAAUAUUUUUGAUAAAACAUCUUUCUAAGCCUGAUUUUCAGCUUUUCACAUUAUGUUGCAUGUGUAUGCACAUAGUCCUGUAUCAACUAGACAGGUACUUAUUGUCAGUUUGAAACUGAAGUUUCUUGUUUUGCUUAUAGUUUCUAAGGCGUUUUCUUUUCUUAGAACUUAGAAAUGGUUUAUGUUACAGUUCACUUCUUUAAUCAGAAUUCUUUUCAAUCAAUUUUUUGAAAUCCACUUUAAAGAAAAUGACUCACUUUAUUUUCUGACUUGACUGAUGAUCACCAGCAAGGUUUUGGCUUGUUAAAGACUGUUCUUCAGGAGAUUGUCAUUGUAAAUAUAUUGCUUCCCUGGCUGUUCUCCUAUUUAUAAUUAUUUUCUGCCUCCCAGUCUUUCCAAUAGUUAGUCUAUUUAAGUGGUGUUUGUGAAAUGUGGUUGAAAUAAAGUUUUUAACUGAU
Pomacea canaliculata is the source of this 7919-nucleotide messenger RNA. RefSeq names its product DDB1- and CUL4-associated factor 6-like. Gene Ontology annotation, cellular component: cytoplasm; Cul4-RING E3 ubiquitin ligase complex. The transcript has 17 exons. The record is from RefSeq and is a predicted model, not a curated record. Lineage: Eukaryota; Metazoa; Mollusca; Gastropoda; Architaenioglossa; Ampullariidae. Bases 325 to 3960 code for a protein of 1211 amino acids. Gene Ontology annotation, molecular function: protein binding. Gene Ontology annotation, biological process: positive regulation of transcription by RNA polymerase II.